Messenger RNA from Pestalotiopsis fici W106-1, 243 nucleotides. RefSeq lists its product as uncharacterized. NCBI's taxonomy places the organism in Eukaryota, Fungi, Ascomycota, Sordariomycetes, Amphisphaeriales, Sporocadaceae. The record is from RefSeq and is a predicted model, not a curated record. The coding region runs from base 1 to 243 and encodes 80 amino acids. The transcript has a single exon.
AUGGAGUACCAAUACACCUCGUCUCGAAGCUCGGGAAGCUCCCGCCACUCUUCGACCUCCCCAGCUUCUUCGCGUGAUGCCUACUACCAAGAGUUCCGCUCCUCGACCGGAAAAGACUACAAGAAGACCGUCGUCUCUCGUGGCGGCGUCACUGUUCACCAAGAGAACGCCAGAGGCUACAACUCGGCUGAACCUCACCCACCAUACCGAUCUUAUGGAAGCAGCAGCAGCAGCAGGCACUAG